Molecule: messenger RNA, 531 nt
Organism: Schistocerca cancellata (South American locust)
Lineage: Eukaryota; Metazoa; Arthropoda; Insecta; Orthoptera; Acrididae
Product: chymotrypsin BI-like
Exons: 3
Coding region: 1-531 (176 amino acids)
Biological process (GO): proteolysis
Molecular function (GO): serine-type endopeptidase activity
Source: RefSeq, a predicted model, not a curated record
AUGGAUGUGAGCGUCGUAUACUCGCUGGUGCCUGCUCUGUUGGUAGUUAUGGCGAACGGGGACUCAUGGGCAGCUCCUGAACGCGGAAUCUUUCGCAUCGUCGGUGGCAAAAACGCCACGCGGUGCCAGUUUGCACAUCAAGCCCUCGUCCAAAGCGACGAGAAGACUGUAUGUGGCGGUUCGCUUAUCACGCAAACUAUAGUCCUCACCGCCGCGGGCUGUACUGUAGGGUUCAAAAAACUGACUAUCCGCCUGGGAACCAACCAGCGGACCCAGAAGGAUACAAACACCUGGACCGCCGUCUCCACCUGGAGCAAGGCGCACCCGGACUACGACUUCGACGGCCAUAGUGAAGAUGACGUGGCUCUUGCGUUCCUGCCUGAGAAAGCUCCUCUGGGCGGUGAGCUGAGCAAAAAUAAAGUAGCAUUUUUGUUUUAUACACAGAGCAUAAGAAAGACAGAGGGAGAGUGUGUAGUGAUUGAGCAGAACCCAGAUCCUAGUAGACUGAGAAAGCACUGCAUGCUGUUCUGA